Molecule: messenger RNA, 3982 nt
Organism: Castor canadensis (American beaver)
Lineage: Eukaryota; Metazoa; Chordata; Mammalia; Rodentia; Castoridae
Source: RefSeq, a predicted model, not a curated record
AUGGCUCUUUCUGUGGUGGACCUGGUUGUCUUCACCCUCCUGCAAACUGCCCUCUCGCUGAACCCUGAGGACCCCAAUGUGUGCAGCCAUUGGGAGAGCUACGCUGUGACUGUCCAGGAGUCAUAUGCACACCCCUUUGAUCAGAUCUACUACACACGCUGCACCGAUAUCCUCAACUGGUUCAAGUGCACUCGGCACCGGGUCAGCUAUAAGACGGCAUAUCGGCGCGGCCUCCGGACCAUGUACCGGCGGAGGUCCCAGUGCUGCCCCGGCUACUACGAGAAUGGAGACUUCUGCAUUCCCCUGUGUACAGAGGAGUGUGUGCAUGGCCGCUGUGUUUCUCCGGACACCUGCCAUUGUGAGCCCGGCUGGGGAGGCCCUGACUGCUCCAGUGGCUGCGACAGUGACCACUGGGGCCCUCACUGUAGCAAUCGGUGCCAGUGCCAGAACGGCGCCCUGUGCAACCCCAUCACCGGCGCCUGCGUGUGCGCCGCCGGCUUCCGAGGGUGGCGCUGCGAAGAGCUGUGUGCGCCGGGCACCCACGGCAAGGGCUGCCAGCUGCCGUGUCAGUGCCGCCACGGCGCCAGCUGCGACCCGCGCACUGGCGAGUGCCUCUGCGCACCUGGCUACACCGGCGUCUACUGUGAGGAGCUGUGCCCACCUGGGAGCCACGGAGCACACUGUGAGUUGCGCUGCCCCUGCCAGAAUGGGGGCACCUGCCACCACAUCACUGGAGAGUGUGCCUGUCCUCCAGGCUGGACGGGAGCAGUGUGCGCCCAGCCCUGCCCACCAGGGACGUUCGGCCAGAACUGCAGCCAGGACUGUCCUUGCCAUCAUGGAGGGCAGUGUGACCACGUGACUGGACAGUGCCACUGUACAGCUGGAUACAUGGGGGACAGGUGCCAAGAGGAAUGUCCCUUCGGGACCUUUGGCUUCCAGUGCUCGCAGCGCUGUGACUGCCACAACGGGGGCCAGUGUUCACCCACCACGGGUGCCUGUGAGUGUGAGCCUGGCUACAAGGGACCGCGCUGCCAAGAACGGCUGUGUCCUGAAGGCCUGCAUGGCCCAGGCUGCACCUUGCCCUGCCCCUGUGACACGGACAACACUAUCAGCUGCCACCCUGUAACUGGAGCUUGUACCUGCCAACCUGGUUGGUCUGGCCACCACUGCAACGAGUCCUGUCCUGCUGGAUACUAUGGUGAUAGCUGCCAGCUGCCUUGCACCUGUCAGAACGGUGCCGACUGCCACAGCAUCACUGGGGGCUGCACUUGUUCCCCAGGCUUCAUGGGAGAGGUCUGUGCAGUUCCCUGUGCAGCAGGGACCUACGGCCCCAACUGCUCGUCUGUCUGUAGUUGUAACAAUGGUGGCACCUGCUCCCCAGUUGAUGGUUCCUGCACCUGCAAGGAAGGGUGGCAGGGCCUGGACUGUACCUUGCCAUGUCCUGGUGGGACAUGGGGCCUGAACUGCAAUGAGAGCUGCGCCUGCACUCAUGGGGCAACCUGCAGCCCCACCGACGGCUCCUGCACCUGCACCCCAGGCUGGCUGGGGGACACCUGCGAACUGCCCUGCCCGGAUGGCACCUUUGGACUGAACUGCAGUGAACACUGUGACUGCAGCCAUGCCGAUGGUUGUGAUCCUGUCACAGGCCAGUGCUGCUGCCUGGCGGGAUGGACAGGCAUCCGCUGUGACAGCACAUGUCCACCUGGUCGCUGGGGCCCCAACUGCUCUGUCUCCUGCAGCUGUGAGAAUGGUGGCUCCUGCUCUCCAGAGGAUGGGAGCUGCGAGUGUGCCCCUGGCUUCCGAGGACCCUUAUGCCAGAGAAUCUGUCCCCCUGGGUUCUAUGGCCACGGCUGUGCCCAGCCUUGCCCUCUCUGUGUGCACAGCAGUGGAUCCUGCCACCACAUCAGUGGCAUCUGUGAGUGCCUCCCAGGAUUCUCCGGAGCCCUCUGCAACCAAGUGUGUGCUGGAGGGCACUUUGGGCAGGACUGUGCCCAACUCUGUUCCUGUGCCAACAAUGGGACCUGCAGCCCCAUCGAUGGCUCCUGCCAGUGCUUUCCUGGAUGGAUUGGCAAGGACUGCUCACAGGUGUGCCCACCUGGGUUCUGGGGCUCUGCCUGCUUCCACACCUGCAGCUGCCACAACGGGGCGAGCUGUAGCGCUGAGGAUGGGGCCUGUCACUGCACCCCGGGCUGGACUGGACUCUUCUGCACUCAGCGUUGCCCAGCAGCGUUUUUUGGGAAGGAUUGUGGGCGUGUGUGCCAGUGUCAGAAUGGCGCCAGCUGUGACCACAUCAGUGGCAAGUGCACCUGCCGAACUGGUUUCACUGGACGCCACUGUGAGCAGAGAUGUGCUCCAGGAACCUUUGGCUACGGGUGUGAGCAGCUAUGUGAGUGUAUGAACAAUGCUACCUGUGACCACGUCACUGGCACCUGUUACUGCAGUCCUGGAUUCAAAGGAAUCAGGUGUGACCAAGCUGCCCUCAUGAUGGAGGAGCUGAAUCCCUAUACCAAGAUCAGCCCGGCUCUGGGUGCAGAGCGGCACUCAGUGGGUGCUGUCACAGGCAUCGUCCUCCUGUUAUCCCUCAUCGUGGUGCUGCUGGGCCUGUUUGCAUGGCGCCGGCGCCGGCAGAAAGAGAAGGGCCGUGACCUGGCUCCCCGGGUCUCCUACACCCCGGCCAUGAGGAUGACCAGCACCGACUACUCCCUCUCAGAUUUGUCUCAAAGUAGCAGCCACGCCCAGUGCUUUUCCAAUGCCAGCUACCACGCACUGUCAUGCAGGGGGCCUGCCACCAGCCAGGCCAGCACUCUGGACAGGAACAGCCCCACCAAGCUCAGUAACAAGUCCCUUGACAGAGAGACAGCAGGCUGGACCCCCUACAGCUAUGUGAACGUGUUAGACUCCCAUUUCCACAUCAGUGCCCUGGAGGCCAGGUACCCGCCAGAGGACUUCUACAUUGAACUUAGACACCUCAGCCAAUCCGCAGAGCCACACUCACCAGGUGCAUGUGGAAUGGACAGACGUCAGAACACAUACAUUAUGGACAAAGGCUUCAAAGAUUACAUGAAAGACUCCGUGUGCAGUUCUAGUACUUGCUCCUUGAAUAGCAGUGAAAACCCUUACGCCACAAUUAAGGACCCACCCAUCCUCACCUGCAGGCUUCCGGAAAGCAGCUAUGUAGAAAUGAAGUCACCUGUGCACAAGGGUUCUCCAUACACAGAUGUGCCAUCCUUGUCGACAUCUAAUAAAAAUAUAUAUGAAGUUGGUAGGUGUCUCAAAUAAGUACGUAGUGAAAUCAGGGCAAUAGUGCAGCAUUCAAAUGAAAAGGAGCCCUCUCCUCUCACCCUGUCUUGACAACACGCCCUUCUUUCGUUGCUUUUUUUAAGGAAUCCAAGGUAAACUCUCCUUCCCAGAAUUGCCUUCCCCUCUAAUGCAGGAAAUCAAAAUCUUGUGCCAACUUGCUUGUAAAACACCAGAACUAAUCUGAAGCAGAAACAGAGUAUGUGGGGAAUGGGUACACAUACUUCAACUGAUUGUUCAUACAAACCCCAGUUUGAAAAAGAAAAUCAGAAUUGGUAUUUGCAAGUUUCUAAAUCACCUUCUUCUACCCGUUCCCAGUUUAAACUACGUUCCUGGGCACAUUGAUAAGAACCCUAUCUCUAGAAUAUUCUAAAUGUCUUGGUGUUGACCAGAGGCUGGGAUUUUGACAGCACAUUCACUUAAGUUUCCCAUCUCUUGAUCAAUCAUCAGUCCUAACUCUCUCCCUAGCUCCUCUUUCAACCCUGUUAAAUAGAACUCUUCCUUCCCAACAAAACAACCAAAGCUAAUCUGUUCUCUGAACUCAUUUUUCACUAUAUUCCUUAGAGCCCACAGUCAUUGUGGUCCAAGAAGGCCUCGGUCAUAACUCCAGCCAUGUCCAGAAUCCAUACGACCUACCUAGGAACAGCCAUAUUCCUGGUCAUUAUGACCUCCUCCCAGUAAGACA